AUGGAAGAACAGCUGCUCUCCCUCCUCGCCGACACGCAGCUCUCCGCCGAAGGCCCCCGCAAACAAGCAGAACAGCACCUCGAGCAAGCAAAGAGCAACCCCGCCUUCCCAGUCUCCCUCGCCGCCAUAGCCAGCCACGCCAGCGUGAGCCCGCAGAUCCGACAGAGCGCGCUGCUGAUGCUGCGGACCUUCGUGGAGCGGAAUUGGAGCGGCGAGAGCGAUGACGGGCCCGUGGUGCUGCUGGACGAUCAGGUCAAGGAGGCGCUGAGGCAGCAGAUGCUGGAGCUGGCUACGAGUGGGGAGGCGGAUCGGAAGAUCAAGAGCGCUGCUUCAUACGUUGUGAGCAAGAUUGCCAAUGUUGACUUUCCUGACCAGUGGCCGAGUCUCCUUCCUGCAAUUCUUCACAUGAUUCCCAACGCGGCGGAGGACCAACUCCAUGGUGCUUUGAAAGUUCUGUCUGAUCUGGUAGAGGAUUCGCUGAGCGAGGACCAGUUCUUCUCGGUGGCGCGCGAUAUUGUCAAGGUGGUGUACGAUGUGGCGGUCAGCGAGUCGCGGAAACCGCUCCUGCGCUCUCUGGCCGUUUCAGUGUUUAGAGGCACGUUCGAUAUUAUGGAUAUGGUCAAGGAUGAGCAUGGCCCCGAAGUAAAGGGUUUCGCAGAUGAGGCAUUGAGCGCGUGGUUGCCGUUCUUUAUGGAGAUUAUGAAGAAGCCCCUUCCUGAUAAACCUACGAGUGGUGACAAGGGAUACGAAAGUGAGCGGACCGCUCAACCGGAAUCGUGGCGAGGUCUGAUUGCGUUGAAGUUGCAGGUGGUCAAGACGUUGAUGAAGAUUCGUGCGGUCUUUCCACAGCUGUUGCUUCCACAAAGUCCUGUGCUGUUUACUGCUACUUGGGAAGAGCUUUCGCUGCUGCAGGAUAAGUACAAGGAAAUGUACGUGGAUAAUGAUGAGCAAGGACGUUUGGAGGAUGCGGAUGGCCUACCAUACACACUUGACUUCUUGGUACUCGAGGAACUUGACUUUCUACAAUCAUGCUUGCGAGCACCGCCCGUUCAGAAAGAGCUCGAGUCACAACUGCAGCAGCAAGGCGGUGUUUCUGGUACUUCCUGGGUUAUGGAUGUCAUGAAGUUGGCUGUCGAAUAUGCGCAAAUUCCCAAAGAGGAAGAAGAUCUCUGGGACAUUGAUGUCAACCUAUUCUUGGCCGAGGAAACCUCCGUCACGGCAAACUACACGGCUCGAACUGCCUGCGGAGAUCUGCUGAUCAAGUUAGGCGAGUGGUUACACCAAGGUGCGCUUGAAGGUUUGUUGGCAUAUACCCGGAUUCUCUUCGCCGACGAACCCGCUACCUGGAGGACAAAAGAGGCUUCCUUAUUCCUUCUCACGCAAUUAUUGAGCGACUUCCUUGAUGUCGAGAAGGCUGUCACGCCAGAGAUAGCUAAUGCAUACAUGCCGCUGGUUGACUACGCGAUCAACCGAUCCGAUGAACCUCUUUUCCGAGCUCGUGGCUACCUGGUUGCUGGUAUCCUGGUCCAAAGCAUUCCAGAAGUUGCACUCAGCUUACUUGACCGCACCAUCAAGGGCGUAAAUGGUGACGAUGCCGAGGUGGUCAAGGUCGCUUGCAUUAAGGCGCUCCAAGGUUUUGUCCAGGCACGCACGGUACCAGCUGACCGCCAAGUUCCUAUCAUCGCAUGCAUCUCAGAAUACCUGUACUCAAAGGACUUGACUGAUCUUGAGGAUGCCGAUGAUCUUCUGGUCACUCUGGUCGAGACGCUGCGUGCUGCGAUUCAAAUUGACCCAAGAAUCACGGUCCAGAGUGACAGUGGCGCUUUGGACCUCUUGUUUGUUCUCGCUAAGCACGGAGCAGCAAACUUCCAAUUGACUAUCUUAGUCAGCGAAUCAUUUGAGGAAAUUGUGAGCUCGUUGUCACGAAGCCAUGCAUACACAGCACUGUGCGCUAAGGUCUUGCCGUCUUUGACUGGUGCAUUUGAUGUUGGUGACAUGACUGGAGAUGAUCCCUUGGUGGAGCUCGCUACCGAAUUGCUUACCGUCCUCACCGAAAACGGCUCCGAGCCACUCCCACCUGGAUACGUUGCUGCGGCCUUUCCGAAACUCAACCGCCUACUGAUGGCUACCACUGAAGGUGGCGUUCUCCGACCCGGUGCCGAGGCUAUCAAGUUCAUGCUUAUGCACGAUCAUCAGCAAGUAUUUGCUUGGCAAGACGAGGCCAACCGAUCCGGUCUCGAGGUCUGCUUGAUUAUUAUCGACAAGCUCCUCAGCCCUGCAAUCGAAGACAACGCGGCUUCGGAAGUAGGUGGUCUUGCUGCAGAGCUGGUUGAGAAGGCUGGUCGAGAGCGUCUGGGUCCGUACCUGGACCAACUCCUGCGCGCGGUUGCAUCACGGCUUGCAACCGCUGAAGCUGCGCCAUUCAUCCAAUCACUGAUCUUGGUCUUCGCUCGUCUCUCACUCGCUGGUGCCCAUGAUGUUGUAGAGUUCUUGGCUCAGAUUGAGAUUAAUGGCCAGAAUGGCCUGCAAGUUGUGCUCAGCAAGUGGCUGGAAAGCUCUAUUAACUUCGCUGGCUACGAUGAGAUUCGACAAAACGUCAUCGCCCUCUCCAAACUCUUUACCCUCAACGACCCGCGCGUCGUCCAGACAAUGGUUAAAGGUGAACUUAUCAUUCCCAAAAGCGACCGGAUCAUGACCAGGUCACAAGCAAAACUAAACCCCGACCAGUACACCAUCAUCCCCGCCCCACUCAAAAUCCUCAAAGUCCUUAUUGAAGAACUGCUCUCGGCAUCGGGGCACUCCAAUUCCCUGGCUGCUGCCGCGGCCGCCGAGUUUGCGGAUGAAGAGGCCGACGACGAUGGUUGGGAGGAUGUCCACACUAAUGUUCUGGAUCUUGGCCUGGGUAGUACAAAGGCCGAGUUAAUGGCCUAUGGUGAAGGCCAAGGACAUUUCAAGAGGCAGAGAGACGACGAGACGCAAGCGUAUCUCAUCGAGUUUUUCAUCAGAGCUGGACGGGAAAAUCUAGCGGAUUUCAAUAUGAACUACGCGGCGCUGAGUGAUGGGGAGAAGGCGAAGUUGCAGGAGCUGGCUCAAGGCGCUUGA
Molecule: messenger RNA, 3102 nt
Organism: Drepanopeziza brunnea f. sp. 'multigermtubi' MB_m1
Lineage: Eukaryota; Fungi; Ascomycota; Leotiomycetes; Helotiales; Drepanopezizaceae
Biological process (GO): protein import into nucleus
Cellular component (GO): cytosol; nuclear envelope
Molecular function (GO): small GTPase binding
Source: RefSeq, a predicted model, not a curated record